UUUUCUUCAUCAAAACUCUCCAUACUUCUUUCUCCAUAUUCCUCCUCAUACCCAUUCCUCACUACACCUUCAACCCUCGCUGAAAUCCCUAUUCUACCCUCACCCUUCUCCCCAAUUUACCAACCGGCAGCCAUGUACAGCAACAUGCUCGUCAACUGCUCCAACUGCCGAACGCCGCUGCAACUGCCUCCCGGCGCCGGAUCCAUCCGCUGCGCCCUCUGCCAGGCUGUCACUCCCGUCCCCGACCCACGCGCUCUCCCUCCCCAGCCGUACGCGGUUCCAGGUCCCUCGCCGAGCUUCCACGCGCCGCCCGGUCCUCCGCCGAGCUUCCACGGCCGCAAGAAGGCCGUGAUCGUCGGCAUCUCGUACAGGUACUCGCGCCAUGAGCUCAAGGGAUGCAUCAACGACGCCAAGUGCAUGAAAUACCUUCUCAUCAACAAGUUCAAAUUUCCAGAACCUUCCAUCAUCAUGCUCACCGAAGAAGAAGAUCCCCGUGGCCCAAAAUUCCCAUCCAAGCACAACAUCCGGAUGGCAAUGUAUUGGCUUGCACAAGGAUGUCAACCUGGAGACUCCCUGGUUUUUCAUUAUUCUGGUCAUGGGUCACAGCAAAGGAACUAUAGUGGUGAUGAAGCUGAUGGAUAUGAUGAAACAAUUUGUCCUUUUGAUUUUGAAACACAGGGUAUGAUUGUAGAUGAUGAGAUCAAUGCAGCGCUUGUAAGACCUCUUACUCAUGGGGUUAGGCUGCAUGCGCUAAUUGAUGCCUGCCAUAGUGGCACUGUUCUAGAUUUGCCAUAUCUUUGCAGAAUGAACAGUUCUGGACAUUAUGCAUGGGAGGACCAUCGCCCUAGGUCAGGUGUAUGGAAGGGAUCAAGUGGUGGAGAAGUUAUCUGUUUUAGUGGAUGUGACGAUCAUCAAACCUCUGCAGAUACAUCUGCACUGUCGAAGAUUACAUCGACUGGGGCCAUGACGUUUUGCUUCAUACAAGCCAUAGAGCGCGGUCAUGGAGCCACCUAUGGUAGCAUUCUUAAUGCAAUGCGCACUGCCAUAAAAAAUGUUGGCGGCAGUGGGGGUGGGGGUGGUGAUGUGGUGACAUCUCUUCUCUCCAUGCUUUUGACCGGCGGUAGUGGUCUUUCUGUUGGUGGACUGAGACAGGAACCGCAGCUAACAGCUUGUGAAAUGUUCGAUGUCUAUAGCAAACCUUUCUCAUUGUGAUACUCUAACAAGUAUACUGCAAUUUCUUUUCCUUUUCAAUUCCCCUGUAUAUUAUUAUAGUCAUUCCGAUGACAAAUUAAUGUACAAUGAUAUAGAAUUAGAUGGUUUUAUUAUUAUUCUUAUUAUUAUUAUUAUUUUGGAAACCAA
Lotus japonicus is the source of this 1359-nucleotide messenger RNA. Its product is annotated as metacaspase-1. The coding region runs from base 133 to 1212 and encodes 359 amino acids. NCBI's taxonomy places the organism in Eukaryota, Viridiplantae, Streptophyta, Magnoliopsida, Fabales, Fabaceae. Gene Ontology annotation, molecular function: cysteine-type endopeptidase activity. The record is from RefSeq and is a predicted model, not a curated record. The transcript is spliced from 5 exons. Gene Ontology annotation, biological process: proteolysis.